This is a messenger RNA of Suillus clintonianus, 873 nucleotides long. RefSeq lists its product as uncharacterized. Lineage: Eukaryota; Fungi; Basidiomycota; Agaricomycetes; Boletales; Suillaceae. Bases 1 to 873 code for a protein of 290 amino acids. The transcript has 11 exons. The record is from RefSeq and is a predicted model, not a curated record.
AUGUCUCGAUCUGACCUUGAUUGUGGUUUUCCAGUUGCCUCCUUUGUUGCAGUGGCGUAUGAUUGGGUCCUUACGUUCGGACAAGAGGUCGAACUGGUCUGGAGACAACGUUGGUCCCUGAUGACCUUUCUCUAUCUGAGUUUGCGCUUUCUUGGAAUUGUCACUUAUGUCAUUGACAUACUGGGCUGGAUUCUGUACCUCACGUGGACUUGGACGAGUGUUGUAUCAUCUGCAAUGCUGGGUGUCAUCAUGAUCGCUCGGUUACAUGCCAUGUACCAACGAUCCACAAGGAUCCUGAUAUUUCUCGUCGUCGUGUGCUUGGCUGUCAAUAUUGUCGACGUAGCGGUCACUGGAAUGGCAAUGAGGCACACUUCAGGGGAGGAAUUCAUUCUCUCUGGCACCUAUGCGUGCACUACUGGCUUUUCGGAUAAUUACUCACUUCUGGUAUCCAUGACUUGGAUACUCAGCACUGUCUGGGAGGUCCUCGCGCUGUGUCUCGCAGUCUGGAUUGCUGCAAAACACUUCCGUGAACUGCGACAACAUUCGGCAGGAAGGAUUGUCGGCGACUGUUUCACGGUGUUGAUCAAAUCCCACAUGCUUUACUUUGCGAGCUUUGUUGCCGUGUCUUGCUUCAACCUCGUAUAUUUUUUGUCUCCAACGAUCUCAGCAGACCAAAAUUCCUUGGAAAAUCAGAUUUUGCUUGGUUUUCUUCAGAUUUUGACAGCCAUACAGUCCUUUGUGCUGGGACCACGCCUCAUCCUUAGCGUUCGAGAAUAUAACGCUCGGCUCGUGGCUGACUCUGAUGCAGCAACAGCCAUGACCUCAAUCGCUUUCCAGGAGCGCGUGCAUAUAUCGACUGGCAGUGACGUGUAG